AAAUUAUGUAAAAAUUCUCUAAUUCCUUUCUUAGAUUAGCAAAGGUCUAUACGAGAAUCAGUGGUUGUGGCAAUUGUCACUGCUGCCAAAAUAAGGAUUGUAAAAAUAAUAAAAACAGCGAACAGAUUCCAAUCACUAAAAAAUACUCUCAUUUGAUCAAUUACAAAGAGACUGAUUAAGUCACAGAAAUCCUAACUGAAGUUACGCAAAAUACUGACAAUAAGGAGUUUGAAAAAGGCAAUCAACCUUUUUAAACAUUUAAUAAGAAGAAUAUUAACAAAAGAGUUUGAAUUAAUUUAAUUUAUGAAAUUAUUAUACGAUAAAGC
Molecule: messenger RNA, 326 nt
Organism: Paramecium octaurelia
Lineage: Eukaryota; Ciliophora; Oligohymenophorea; Peniculida; Parameciidae
Source: the annotation of a GenBank genome assembly